Molecule: messenger RNA, 801 nt
Organism: Centruroides sculpturatus (bark scorpion)
Lineage: Eukaryota; Metazoa; Arthropoda; Arachnida; Scorpiones; Buthidae
Exons: 3
Coding region: 141-644 (167 amino acids)
Biological process (GO): positive regulation of MAPK cascade
Cellular component (GO): terminal bouton
Molecular function (GO): protein binding; transmembrane receptor protein tyrosine kinase activator activity
Source: RefSeq, a predicted model, not a curated record
CAGAGUGAGGCUGGUAGAUUGUGUGGGCGAGAAGAAUAAAUGUAGCCAUACUGGUUCCAUCUGGAGGCCGGACGCCGAUGGUGAAGAGCCCGCUUCGACAGAGUGGAUCCAUGGUGUUGUGAGUCAGUCAGAGCCAAGCGAUGGGAGGUGUGCAUUUAUGUCUUCUGUUGUUCCUCUGCACGGACCUUCUGGCCGCUCAACUCUCGCCGAGAUCGCGGACUUUCGUCUCGUCUGCCGAGCAGAGGCCACUGCUCCCGGCCACGCAGGCGGCCGCCAACGACGUUCCGCGCGGCUCCUUCUUCCGCCAACCCUGGGCCAAGAGGGACCCCCGUUACUCGGACCCCGACAAGGUGGACCCCGCCGCCGGCCGCUCGCUCAGAGUGCGACGAGCCAACCGCCAGUACGACGUGCCCCAGAUAGAGUGCCCGUCCGCCGAAGACGGUACGGAAAGGUUCGCAUGUCCUUCCGCCGACAGAAUGGGUCGCUACCGCUGUAUCGACGAUCACGUGCUGUGCGACGGAUUCAUCGACUGUCCCAACGCGGAAGACGAAGACCGCAUGAGUUGUAUGUUUUAUAAGACGACCAAAGCGCACCUGGACGUUCUGGCCGACGCUCUUCUUCGCUGGGCCCGAGGACGAUACUGAGCCCAUCCUCUAACCUGCACAUCACUUCCCGGCCGCGCCCGCGGGCGCCGCUUCUCUGUUUUGAUUGUGACUGGAACACCUGCCGGAAACAAUCGAAAUUUCGAAAAAAAAUAUAAAAAAAACACCCCCCGUCAUCUGUUCCAAAAGUAAAUCUGCA